AUGUCUCUGCCAAACAUCAGACAAGCAGACCUCGACAGGCUGAACGAAUUUUCUUCCAAGCCGGCUUCUCACACACGCCAACAGCGUGCGCUAGUACUUGACCUCCUCAAGGAUCUCAAAGGGGUGAGCAUCGCUGAGAUGGGGAAGCUCCCCAAGAACAGCAGCUUCGGACGAAGCAAGAGGUCGAACCGCAGCAAGAUGGCCCAGGAGUUUAUGACGCCUGCCAACGAGACAAGAACUCGGGGCGGCGGAGUUGCUGACACAGGACGGGCUACGCCAGACGCCCUUGAGGGAGUGGCCAAUUUGUUCGAGGGCUAA
This is a messenger RNA of Colletotrichum spaethianum, 318 nucleotides long. RefSeq lists its product as uncharacterized. The transcript has a single exon. Lineage: Eukaryota; Fungi; Ascomycota; Sordariomycetes; Glomerellales; Glomerellaceae. The coding region runs from base 1 to 318 and encodes 105 amino acids. The record is from RefSeq and is a predicted model, not a curated record.